GUCCCUCGGAGGUCUAAGUCGUGAAUUGCUGAAAACGGAAAAAUGCCUCCGACAGCGUCGAGUUCACGACGGCGAAUUGAAAGCCUGGCACAGUGCUCAUGAGUCUAGAAUCCCGUCGUGACCCAGACGGAUGGGGACGGAGAAUGGCAUCCUUAGGCGGUUCACAGAGUGGUCUCCUGCAGAUGCACAAAAAGUCAUAAGCUGAGAGUGGCUCGGCGCAAAUCAACGUUCGCGUCUUCCAUCUGAAUUCAAUCCAGCUCGACAUCAAACAUGACAAUUGGAAAGCACUUCAUCAACGACACCGACAACCUUGUCGUGCGGCUGCUGCGAAGCCUGCUUGUACACGACAAGUCUCUGCGUUUGAUACCAGAAAAGAAAGUUCUGUAUCGGCAACUGCGCACUGGCGAGCGGAAAGUCAUCGUGGUUUCAGGAGGAGGCUCCGGCCACGAGCCAGCGCAUGCGGGCUUUGUCGGAGAGGGCAUGCUCGACGUCGCCAUUGCUGGCAACAUAUUUGCGUCGCCUUCUGCACCGCAAAUCUUGGCUGGCAUCCGGGCUAUCGAUGCGCCGCUUGGAGUCCUCUUCAUAACCAAGAAUUACACGGGUGAUAAGCUCAACUUCGGUCUUGCAGCAGAACAAACCAAGGCAGAGGGGCGAGACGUCCGCAUCGUGUUCGUCCAGGACGAUGUGUCCAUCAACGGUAACGAAUUGGUGGGCCGGCGAGGACUGGCUGGGACCGUGUUCGUGCACAAGAUUGCAGGCGCAGCUGCAGCUAAAGGCCUGAGCCUUGAUGAGGUCACACGCGUCGCUCAGAAGACUGCAGAUUCGCUCUCAACCGUGGCUGUGAGCCUCGACCGAUGCAGUGUACCUCAACGGGCAGACCAGCUCGGGCUCGAUCCUGAUACUGUUGAAUACGGCAUGGCUAAGUCCUCAUGAAUACAAAGCACUUCGGAUCCUAUCCGCGUCAGUUACUGAUGCGCCGGUCCGGAUAUAGGCAUUCAUAAUGAACCUGGGGCGGAGCGUGGAAAACUCACUUCGCUGAACGAAACCGUGACCAAGUUGCUUAGCAUGCUGUUACCAACACGCAAC
Molecule: messenger RNA, 1086 nt
Organism: Parathielavia appendiculata
Lineage: Eukaryota; Fungi; Ascomycota; Sordariomycetes; Sordariales; Chaetomiaceae
Product: DAK1/DegV-like protein
Exons: 5
Coding region: 271-933 (220 amino acids)
Biological process (GO): glycerol catabolic process
Cellular component (GO): cytosol
Molecular function (GO): glycerone kinase activity
Source: RefSeq, a predicted model, not a curated record